Molecule: messenger RNA, 2068 nt
Organism: Cuculus canorus (common cuckoo)
Lineage: Eukaryota; Metazoa; Chordata; Aves; Cuculiformes; Cuculidae
Product: twist-related protein 2
Exons: 2
Coding region: 126-611 (161 amino acids)
Biological process (GO): regulation of transcription by RNA polymerase II; developmental process
Molecular function (GO): RNA polymerase II transcription regulatory region sequence-specific DNA binding; protein dimerization activity; DNA-binding transcription factor activity, RNA polymerase II-specific
Source: RefSeq, a predicted model, not a curated record
GGUGGAUGCUCCAGGCUGCACCUCUUGAGUGGGCGCUGGCUCCUCUCCGGGCAACCUUGCCAAUGUGCUGUGGCUGUCACGUCUUGUGAGUCCCCAGAGCCCUUUGCCUGCAAGGUGCCAAGAAGAUGAAAGAGGAAAGCAUGUGCCCGGACUCCCCAGAAGGCAGCCUGGUCACCAGUGAAGAGGAAGGUGAGCGGCUGCACAAAAAAUGCCUCCGCAAGCGAGGCCAGGGGGGCAAGCCAGCAGAGGACUGUGGCGUCCCCUCGCCGCAGGGCAAGCGGAGCAAGCGCAGCCCUGUCCUGCAGUCCUUUGAGGAUGUGCACACGCAGCGUGUGAUCGCCAACGUGCGGGAACGCCAGCGGACCCAGUCGCUCAACGAUGCCUUUGCGGAGCUGCGGAAGAUCAUCCCGACGCUGCCCUCUGACAAGCUGAGCAAGAUCCAAACCCUCAAGCUGGCCGCCCGCUACAUAGACUUCUUGUACCAGGUUCUGCAGAGCGAUGAGCUGGACCACAAGAUCACCAGCUGCAACUACCUGGCCCAUGAGAGGCUCAGCUAUGCCUUCUCCGUCUGGAGGAUGGAAGGGGCUUGGUCCAUGUCUGCAUCCCACUGAGCCGGGGGUCUUACAUCUCCGCCUCAAUGGAAGCGCCUGGGCACCCAACCUCAUCACCCCGCUAUCCUCCAACACCCAGCACCCACCAGCAGCCUCCUCAGUGAGCAGGAGAGCGCAAACCCAAUCCCACCCCACCAGCCUCGUCAUCCCAGGCUGCUCCAACCCCUCCAAACCCCCAGAGCUGGGGCAGAAGGACCCAAACCAGCACCCAGGUGGUUUUGCUUGGAAUGAGCUUGAUUGGAUGCUGUGUGGGAAACUCUUUAGGGUGUAAUUUAUUUUUGACUCGCAGGUAAGAGAAAGUCAAGUUAUUCACGGUGGUACCAGCCGCCAGCUUCCCUAUCCUGCAGGGAAGGAGAUGUCCUCUGCUCAGCGGGCUCGGUCCUCUCUGCAUCCUCUCCCCACCCUCUGCCAGGACGUUGCAGCCUUCUGCCAGGAUCAGGCAGGACUCCUCUGGGGAUGACGGGAAGGUUUUGAGCUCUCCCUCGCUGCUCUGGUCCACGUUGCUUCCUAGAGUCCUCUAAAGAUGUGAAAACACAGCAUCCAAAGGUUCAGCCAAGGACGGAGCACAAAGCCCCUCUGCUGUCCUGCUCUGGAGGGCUGCGUCACAGGGACACCCUGGGUCGUGCUACUGCCUGGCACGCAGAGCAGUUUUAGGGGGGUCUGUUAAACCCCUCAAGGAACCCCGAUGCUUGCAAUGCCCUCCGCUCACUUGGACUUCAUGCAUGUGGCUCGGUCACGCGGUUGCAACAACAAAUUUCUUGGAGAUUACCAGCAAACAGGUUCCACGCAGCCCUUCCACCGUGGGAGCAGCACUGGUCCAGGGGGACUCAGCCCUUUUGUGGGGAUAUGGAGAUGCUGGGGGGGGGGGCCAUGGAGGGGAAUUGGGACCCCCAGAUGAUGGUUGAUGGAGGGGCACCAUGGAUUCCAGAUAAUCCAAAUAAAGUCUGGGGUGACGGAGGGACAUCAGAGUUUCCAGCUCGUUCAAAUAAUGUCCGGGGCUGCUGGGGGGGCACCAUGGUUUCCAGAUGAUCCAAAUAAAGUCCAGGGGGAAUUUUCCAGGGUUCAAUCCUUUCAUUUCCUAAGGAAAUGGUGCUGUCGUAAGCCACAUGCCCACCCCUGCACCCUCUCUCAGCCCUGGGACUUGGCCAGUUUGAUGUAAAUUGGGCAAAAGAGAAGCAGGAAUUUUUGCUCAUUAGAGCAGAGAAAGGGGUCAAAAAAAGUCCCUGUAAGCGAGGCUGCAACCCAACCCGAUCCACGUGGGAAAGCAGCAUCAUCAAUGAUCGAACAGCGGCAUUUCAAUUAGUAAUCAUGCUUUAUUACGCACCCGAGAAUCCAAUGUGAGGAGACAGCAAGGCUCAGCCUACCUUGUUCUAUCUAAUCUUCAAUUUUUAUGUACACCAGGAGUGGAUUCCCUGCUCCGGGGAGAAGGAGCCUCUAAAGAGAUUGGAAUGUGCUUA